AGGUUGGUAAACAUUUCUCAUUCUGUUUUUUACCUUUUAAUUGUUGUGACGUUGUCACUUAAUCAACUUUCACUAUUUUCUGGGCUUCCGAGUUUCAUUUUUUCCAUUUAAUUGAUGUUUAAGAUGAAACUGAUGAUUGUGAUGACAAUUGUGAUCAUUAAAGUUACCGAAAGUAUGUAAUCAAUCAUCAAUUUCAUUCAAUCAAUUUCGCUUCAACAUCUUCAUCUGGUCAUAAUUUUCGAGUACCAAUAAUUACAAUUUCUAAUCAACUGCCAUUCGCGAUUUGUAAGGUUUUCUUAGAGAAGAUUUUUUUCUCUUUGUUUUGUUUUUGUUUUUCCAUUACAAUUUAACCUGUGGAUGUUUUCUCAAGGAUUAUUUACCUUUCAAAUUGAGUUAAUUAUGGUUCCCCGGUGAUUAGGAUGCCACUGAUUGAUCUCUAUAAAUUUCUAUAAAAUUUGUUCCAUUUAAUCAUCUUUGAUACAAGAGUAUCUUUUACAUCAGAAACAAAAAGAUGGAACAAUUAACCAUGUUAACCCUUCUCGCCUUCUCCAUGUUAUUUGGCAGCUAUUUUGCUGGAACUGUUCCGCUUGUGUUCAAUUUCUCAGAGGAAAAAUUACGAUUUCUAACCAUAUUGGGCUCGGGAAUAUUAGUUGGCACUGCUUUGUCAGUUAUUAUUCCAGAAGGGGUUAACACCAUUUACGCCUCAUCCUAUGAGUAUCAAAAUCACAUGAAAUCAUCAUCGUCAUCAUCAAAAUCACAUUCAGAAGAUUCACCUCAUUCUGUUAUUGGUUUCUCAUUGUUAAUUGGUUUCGCUUUUAUGCUUGUCAUUGACCAAUUUGCCAAUCGGCAUAUUAACUCUUCAAAUUAUUCCAGUCUCUCAACUAACGGAGAUAAUAGUCUAGAGGCCGGAGGAAAUGGUGACGGUGAUACAACUGUAAUCAGAUCACCAACAAGAAAAGGUGCCUCAUCCAAAGUAACUGCAACUAUUGGAUUAGUUGUUCAUGCGGCUGCUGAUGGUGUUGCCCUUGGUGCCGCUGCGACAACAUCUCACACCGAUGUUGAAAUGAUCGUUUUCUUGGCAAUUAUGCUUCAUAAAGCUCCAGCAGCUUUUGGUUUAAUUACUUUUUUGAUGCAUGAAGGUUUAGACCGGAAGAAACUUCGUAAUCAUCUAUUGGCCUUUUCCUUGGCAGCUCCAGUCGCAGCUUUUGUUACUUAUUUUGGUAUAAAUCAAUCGGCUCAAGAGACUCUUUCUGAUUAUAAUGCCACCGGUGUUGCAAUGCUUUUCAGCGGUGGUACUUUUCUCUACGUUGCAACUGUACAUGUUUUACCAGAGGUGACACAGCAACAAGCGUUGAAAUUGAGUGAACUUUUAACUCUAGUCGGUGGUUCGUUAUUACCUUCCCUGUUAACUGUUAAUCAUCACCACUGAGAGCAAAAGUAUCAUAUCAAGAAAAGGCAAUAACAUAAGUGAUUAUCAUGAUGCUGAUCCACGAAAUUUGUGAUUAUUUUUUUAAAAUCUUUCAAAAAAUAUACACAUUAUAUUUCAA
Molecule: messenger RNA, 1547 nt
Organism: Panonychus citri (citrus red mite)
Lineage: Eukaryota; Metazoa; Arthropoda; Arachnida; Trombidiformes; Tetranychidae
Gene: Zip102B
Product: zinc transporter ZIP9-like
Exons: 2
Coding region: 512-1429 (305 amino acids)
Biological process (GO): transmembrane transport; zinc ion transport
Cellular component (GO): membrane
Molecular function (GO): metal ion transmembrane transporter activity
Source: RefSeq, a predicted model, not a curated record